AUAAUUUUUUCCAAAUGAUUUAUUCAUAUAAUAUAAUAAUAAUUAUUAUUUUAAUUUUUAAUCAUUUAAAAUCAGUUUUAGGUGGUGGAACAAUUAUUGUUGUUAAUCAAGAUGGUAAUAAAAGUUGCAGUAGUGGGUGUAUAGCAUUAUUCUCAUUAUUAGGUAUAGGAGUAGCUGUAGCAAUAUCAUCUUGUGUUUAUUGGUACAGUAAAAGAUAUGGUAGUAAAAAAAAAUAUAAUUCUUCUUCUAAUAUGAUGAUUACAAAUGAUUUGAAUGAUUUGAAUGAUUUGGAACAACCAAGUUUACCGACAUAUGAUUCACAACCACCUGCUUAUUCUGAAUUAAGUAAUCCACCUCCUGUUCCUCCAACUUUAAUUCAUUCCGAAUCAUUUGAUGAUGCUGAAGAAUUCUUUAGAAAUAAUGAAACAAUUGAUUCUUUACCUUCCAAUGAUGUGAUACAAGAAUUAUUAAACCAAGAUGAUUAUUCUUAUUGGAGAUUUACUCCUGAAAAAAUUCUCAUGCAAUUAGAAAUUGUUAUAGUGGGAAAUAAUGGAAGAGAAUUAAUACUUAAUAAUUCUAAAAAGAAAGGUUUAAAAUAUAAUGAAAUUAUGAUCCAAUCUAAUUUACCUUUCUUUAAUCCAAAGAAAAUUAUUAAUAAUGAGAAAAUUGAAUUAGAAGAAGUAAAAGAAAAAAAUAAUGACAAUUUAUUUGAAGACUUACAUUAUUUUGAAAUUACUAUCGUUGAAAAAUCUGAUGAUGUAACUAAGAUUGCUAUUGGGUUAACGACGAAUCCUUAUCCAUAUUAUAGAUUGCCCGGAUACAAUAAAUAUUCAAUCGGGUAUCAUUCAGAAAAUGGAAAUAAAUAUCAUAAUUCUCAAUUCAAUUUACAAGAAUAUGGACCGAAAUGGAGUGAAAUAGGAGAUACGGUUGGAUGUGGUUAUAGAUCAUCUUCGGGUGAAGUCUUUUUUACAAAAGAUGGUGAAUAUUUAGGUGUAGCUCAUUCAUAUGGUGAUGAUGACCAUGUAUGGUAUCCUACUAUAGGAGCAGAAGGAACUUGUAAAAUUGAAGUAAAUUUUGGUGAUAGUCAUAAUAUGUUUAAAUAUAAACCAGCAAGAAGUUAUGGUCCAGGUGCUCAAGGUGGUUGGUUAUAUAAACAUUUAGAUCCUUCCAAAAAAUGGGCUGAAGAUUAAUUUACACCAUAAAUUUUUAUAUGUAUAAUUUAUUAUUUAUCUACAGUAUAUUAUUUUAUUUUAUUUUUUGGUUGUAAAUAAUGUUUUUAUCUGUAUUUUAUAUUAUUACAUUUAUUAUUAUAUUAAUGAAAAAAGUUAUUUAAUUUAAAUUAUAU
Messenger RNA from Rhizophagus irregularis DAOM 181602=DAOM 197198, 1345 nucleotides. RefSeq lists its product as uncharacterized. Lineage: Eukaryota; Fungi; Glomeromycota; Glomeromycetes; Glomerales; Glomeraceae. The record is from RefSeq and is a predicted model, not a curated record. Gene Ontology annotation, molecular function: protein binding.